CGCUCACUGGGACCUCAUGGGUACCCAGAGAUCAGACUUCCGCAAAUCAGAGCCAGAACACUGCCCUGCCCAGUCCUUUGGCAGGCAGCCAUGGGUGGGACCACUGAGUCCCAGCAGCCAAUGAGAAGCACGACUGCCUAGCCCAGCAUUGUCCCAGCUGCCUGUUCAAAUACACCUGCCAGUCCAAGCAGCCAGACCUGUCCUGUCUUCUCUGUCCCUGCCGCUCUCGCCAACAUGCCGAUCAUUGAACUUGACACCAACCUGUCUGCGGACCGCUUACCUGCGGGGCUGGAGAAGCGGCUGAGCCAAGCAGCUGCUGCCAUCCUGAAAAAACCCGAGAACAUCAUGCACGUGUUGGUGCGGCCAGGCCUGACCAUUGUGCAGGGUGGCUCCACUGAGCCCGGUGCGCACCUAAGCGUUACGGCUUUCGAAGGAUUGGGCACUGCAGAGCAGAACCGUGAAUACAGCGCCCGCUUCUUUGAAUUCCUCACCAAGGAGCUGGGUGUUGCCAAGGACAGAAUACUUAUCCGCUUCUACCCAGUGGAACGCUGGCAGAUCGGCAUAAAUGGGACAGUUGCAACAUUUUUAUGAUUGUCGCCAAGGGAUCCGGGGUGUCUGAUGUCUACCACAUCCUGGUUGAGUGGGGAUCUGGGGGAUGCCAAGUUUGAGCUGAGCUGCACAUGACCUCCCAGGUCUCCAUGGUCCUGACCAAUAAAUGAAGAGAGCCUCACAGUGCA
Messenger RNA from Ochotona curzoniae (black-lipped pika), 737 nucleotides. RefSeq names its product D-dopachrome decarboxylase-like. Gene Ontology annotation, molecular function: phenylpyruvate tautomerase activity. Bases 235 to 591 code for a protein of 118 amino acids. The transcript has 3 exons. NCBI's taxonomy places the organism in Eukaryota, Metazoa, Chordata, Mammalia, Lagomorpha, Ochotonidae. The record is from RefSeq and is a predicted model, not a curated record.